AAACAUGAGUUCACGAAAAAUGAUGGCUUUGGGGUUUGAAAAUUUGACUGGUUAGGAGCUUAUGCGGUUCAUGGAUAAUUCAAAACCAUUGCAGGUACACAAUUUCCCCGGAACAAUAUCCAGCGACGGAGCAACUGUCCGACAAAAGAACACUAGAAGCACAGCCGGAAAAAGUUCAAGUCAUGCCAGUCAGGUCACAAACCUUCAAAGGUUCAUCAAGUCCAGAAGAUCACAAAACCCCCCUGUUUCAGAUCCUUGGGCAAAAUUACAUGCCACAGAAGAGUACUCUGAUGUGUACAUUGGUCCCCAAGAUGGGUUGAUGCAAGCUGACAAGAUCGACGCUUUGCCGGGGCAACCAGAUGGUGUAAAUUUUGAUCAGUAUGCAGGGUAUGUCACAGUUGAUCCACAGGCUGGCAGAACACUGUUCUAUUACUUUGUUGAGUCCCCACAAAAUUCUUCUACCAAUCCUUUGGUUCUAUGGCUAAAUGGAGGACCAGGAUGUUCCUCUUUGGGUGGAGCCAUGUUGGAAUUGGGGCCUUUCAGAGUCAAUUCCGAUGGGAAAACUCUCUAUCAAAAUAACUAUGCAUGGAACAAUGUGGCAAAUGUGAUUUUCUUGGAGUCUCCGGCUGGGGUGGGCUUUUCCUAUUCAAAUACAUCGGCUGAUUAUGAUCACACCGGCGACAAGAGUACUGCCAAAGAUUCCUACACCUUUCUCAUCAACUGGCUUGAGAGGUUCCCGCAGUAUAAAAAUAGUGACUUUUACAUAACCGGAGAAAGCUAUGCCGGUCAUUACGUGCCUCAGCUCACAUACACCAUUCUGCAAAAUAACAGGAAUGCAAAGACCAUCAUUAACCUCAAAGGAAUUGCUAUAGGAAAUGCAGUGAUCAAUGAUCCUACCGAUACAAAGGGGUCCUAUGAUUAUUUAUGGACGCAUGCCUUAAACUCGGAUGAAACAUAUGAAGGCAUCAACACGUUUUGCGAUUUUUUGAAUGGAACUUCAUCUGCAAAUUGUGACUUCUUCAUAGAAAAAUCCCAAGAAGAGAUUGGUGCUCUCGAUAUUUACAACAUCUACGCGCCAUACUGCAAAAAACCCACGCUAAAUGGCUCCGUCAAUGUUUUUGAUCCGUGCUCGCCCUCGUAUGUCAUAUCAUAUUUGAACACUGCAGAGGUGCAAAAAGCUCUCCAUGCAAAUCCUAUGAGUUGGAUUGGUUGCAGAGAUUAUAAUUGGACUGACAGCCCAAGAACCGUUCUACCCCUCAUCAAGGAUUUCAUUGUAAAUGGAAUAAGAGUCUUGCAAUACAGUGGUGACAUAGAUUCGGUUGUUCCGGUUACAUCAUCCAAGUACUCAAUAAGCAGCCUCAAGCUUCCAAUCCAGACAGCUUGGCGUCCUUGGUACACCAACAAUGAGGUCGGAGGAUAUGUGGUGGAAUACAAAGGCUUAACAUUUGCAACAGUAAGAGGAGCUGGACAUCUAGUUCCAAGCUACCAGCCUGAGAGAGCACUGCUCAUGAUCUCGUCAUUCCUUCAGGGGUCUCUCCCUCCUUCCUCAUGAAGAGCCAUCUAUAUUUGUACCGUGUUUGGCGUUACUCUAACUCUAAUAAAACGCUUUAGAAAGUCACAUUGUGCUGGUUAUUGCUAACCAGCCAAGCCUGACAAAUGCUCUGCUCAGUCCCAAUUAAAUUUGGCUCGUGUUGGCACAUGGCAGUUCGUCAAUAGCUUCGUUCUUUAGCAUUUGACUUCUAUGAAAGUAGCAGUUGACGAUUAUUAUAGCCACCUUACACUGUUCAUAGGCCAAGGAAUGCUUAAUUCAAUGUUGCUGGCUAAAGGUUCACUUUUUUUUGUCAGCUAAGCCACAAUUCUGUUAAAUGUCUCUAAACUUCCAACACUUCCUCAAAAUGACUACCAGUAUUACACUUUCAUAUCAUGUGUGUGUGUGUGUAUAUAUAUUCCUGUUGUAAUGAAGAAACAUGUCCACUAAUGGUGCUAUUGAAGGACAUGCAUUAUACAGUUAGUCUUGCCAAUACAGAAAAUAGAAGGAAGCAUAUUUUGGAUGGACACCCCAUGUUUGACAUUGUCUGCACACAAUUG
Messenger RNA from Cornus florida, 2088 nucleotides. RefSeq names its product serine carboxypeptidase 1-like. Gene Ontology annotation, cellular component: vacuole. The transcript is spliced from 9 exons. Lineage: Eukaryota; Viridiplantae; Streptophyta; Magnoliopsida; Cornales; Cornaceae. Bases 62 to 1552 code for a protein of 496 amino acids. The record is from RefSeq and is a predicted model, not a curated record. Gene Ontology annotation, biological process: proteolysis. Gene Ontology annotation, molecular function: serine-type carboxypeptidase activity.